AGCUAGUGUUCCUCAGCAUUAAUCAAAUUAAAUUUCUUUUAAAUCCAAGUCCUUUUAACUUCAAGAUGGCUCCGUCCAUGAGCUUCUUCAUUUUCAUUACUCUGCUUUCUUUUGCACCAAUUUGUUUCUCUUUUAAGAGUAACAAUGAUAACCUAUACCCGCAAUACUACUAUAAGUCAUGCCCACAAGCGCAACAAAUUGUCAAGUCUGUAGUUGCCAAGGCUGUUGCCAAAGAAGCCCGAAUGGCUGCUUCUCUGUUGAGGCUCCAUUUCCACGACUGUUUUGUCAAGGGAUGUGAUGCAUCUUUGCUUCUGGAUAGUAGCAGAGGUAUUGUGACAGAAAAAGGAUCAAACCCCAACAAGAAUUCAGCUCGUGGAUUCGAAGUCCUUGACGAGAUUAAAUCUGCACUGGAGAAGGAAUGUCCUCAAACUGUUUCUUGCGCUGAUAUCUUGGCACUUGCUGCUAGGGAUUCUACUGUAUUGGCUGGAGGACCGAGCUGGGAGGUUCCAUUGGGCAGGAGAGACUCUAGAAGCGCCAGUUUAAGUGGCUCCAACAACAACAUUCCUGCUCCAAACAACACAUUUGAUUCCAUUCUCUCAAAGUUCAAGAGACAAGGACUUGAUCUUGUUGACCUUGUAGCUUUGUCUGGGAGUCACACCAUUGGAAAUUCAAGAUGUACCAGCUUUAGACAAAGGCUCUACAACCAGUCAGGAAAUAAUAAACCAGACUCAACUCUGGAUCAAUCAUAUGCUACCCAAUUGCGCAAUAGGUGUCCAAAAUCUGGUGGUGACCAGAACUUAUUCUUCUUGGACUUUGUUUCCCCCACAAAAUUUGACAACAGCUACUUCAAGCUCUUGUUGGCUUCAAAGGGCCUGCUGAACUCUGACCAAGUUCUUACUACUAAAAGUCAAGCAUCAUUAGCCUUGGUGAAGCAAUAUGCAGAAGACAAUGCACUUUUUUUCGACCACUUCGCCAAGUCUAUGGUGAAGAUGGGGAACAUAUCUCCUUUGACAGGUUCCAGUGGGGAAAUCAGGAAGACUUGCAGGAAGAUCAACUCAUCUUAAAAGAGCACAACUUGUUAUCUUGGAGAGAACAUUACCUCAAUGAUUGUGCCUGUAUUAUGAAUUCGUUAUGUAUUUUAUACUUUUGUUCUUUUUCCAACAAUCUUCUAGCUCUUUUUUUGGUCUUUGAGGAUUUCACUGCUGGUGUCCAUUCUUAGACCACCUUUCGAGUUGUUUUACUGUAUUUUUGUGUAAUAAACAUGAAUCCCUGGGUUCAUAGACAUCGUCUUAAA
Messenger RNA from Solanum lycopersicum (tomato), 1294 nucleotides. RefSeq names its product peroxidase superfamily protein. Lineage: Eukaryota; Viridiplantae; Streptophyta; Magnoliopsida; Solanales; Solanaceae. The record is from RefSeq and is marked validated. Gene Ontology annotation, molecular function: heme binding; peroxidase activity. Gene Ontology annotation, biological process: response to oxidative stress; hydrogen peroxide catabolic process.